AUGGAACCUGACAGCAACUCUCCAGCUCAAGUCGGCCCUGGGGCCGACCGCGAUUGCAUCAAAGUGGCAGUAAGGCUGCGGCCCUUGCUAGAGGACGAGAUCGCGAAAGGUGUGACUCCAGCGUCGUGGCAUACCUCAGGCCAGUCCAUAUCUCUGCCUAUGGUAGAGUGGCGGAGGGCAUCACAACGCAACAGUGUGCGAACACCAGAGGCCAACCCCACACCUCCUUGCUCUGUAAGGAAACAUGAGAGGAACACGAAAUAUCAAGUUGAAGCUGACCACGUCUUCACCAAUGAGUCCACCGAGCAGGUCUAUGCGGCCGUUUUCAAGGACACUGUAUCGAAUCUUAAAAGUGGCCUCAACGGGGCUCUGUUGGCCUAUGGACAGACAGGCUCAGGAAAAACCUACUCCAUGUUUGGCUCCCGUAUAAACGGCCGAAGAACUCGAGGGAUCCUUCACUUUGCAGCUGAUGACAUAUUCGCGUUCAUUGAGGCCGAUCCCAGCAGAGAAUACCUCGUGAGGAUGUCCUAUUUGGAGGUCUACAAUGAGAGAGUAAAUGACCUACUGCGGCCCUUUUCUCCGGACAGUCGCAACUUGCCGGUUCGGGAGGACACCAAGGGGUCGCCUGGGGAGUUCUACGUCGAAGGUCUCAAGGAGAAGAUAGUCCGUAGCAGCGCUGAGAUCAUCUCUGCUUUGGAGAGGGCGGAGGAUCGACGUCGAGCGGUGGCAAGCUCUCAGUUCAACGAGAUCUCUAGCCGCAGUCACGGUAUGUGCUUUAUCAAAGUGGAGAGUAGCAAGGGCGCUAGCGGCGCCGAGGAGGAGGUGGUGGAGGAGGAACUCACUCGAGUAGGCGUCUUGUGUUUGGUGGACCUGGCGGGUAGUGAGAGGAGCGAUGACAUCACCAACAGACUGGAGACCUGUAGUAUCAACAAGAGCCUCUUCUUCUUGAGGGAGACCAUCAAUAAGCUCUCCUCAUGGAGCCUCGAGAAGGCAACGGUCCCCACCUCGCCGGCCCCUCACAUCUCCUGGAGGGACAGCAGACUAACUCAAUUACUGGUGCCGUUCCUUUCUCCCUCGGCAGGGGCGAGAUCAGCGAUACUCGUUACGUUGCAUCCUGGCUCCCAGAGGUCGGUCAUAGAGCACUCAGUGUCUUCCCUACGCUUCGCCACUAGAGCGGCCACUGUGGCAGUAUCAGCCGAGCCAAUGGUGCAUUAUGUCUCGGCAGAACACAGCAUGAUCGCUAAGCAACGGGAAAUGAUAAACGUGUUGCGAGCUCAGAUAGAGCAGUUGAGAUCAGCAUCUCCUGAUAAGAAGACUGAGAGUCCUUCGAGUGGCGUCAACUACGUGUCUGAUAGUCGCGACUUGGACAAUAUCGUCCUGAGGCUCCACCAAGCCGCUAGCAAUCUCAAGCGCCGUCAGGGGGCACUGGUGGGCACGGCAGAGCAUCUCCUGGAAAGGAUGGACCAGGAGGGAGACGAUACCCAGGAGGAAGAGUUCUCACAUGACGAGGGGUCACCUUGUGUCGUGUGCAACACACGCCGGAGGCUGCUGACUGUGGUUCGCCGAAAGUCCCAGCAGAGCGCUCCUAGGAGGGGACCGCGAGGCCCACUGAGGGGGGACGAUGUCAGUCAGCUACUCUCGGAUAUAGACUUCCAGGAUCGCCGCCAGAACGACAGUCCUAGCGAGACCACAGCAGACGUCUCGGAUGACUCGGGCGUGGCCACUGCAGUUUCUGAGACCAGCCCCCACACGCCAGAGCGUGUCGCGGUCAACAGUAGAGUCGAGGUGACGAUCCUGAGACAACAGUUGAGGCAGGCGAAGAACGAGGCCGCUGAGGCCAAGAAGGAAAUCCAGCGGCUCCAAGACCAAGCAAAUGCGGAAGCACUAUUGAUGGAGAGCUCGUCUCUGGCAGCACCGCAAUCGUCUCCACGUGAGUACUUUACCAACUACGGCGCGAUCCGUAUGCCAGUGAUGCGGCUCGGUGGGAUGCUGCCUACGAAUUCCCCAUGA
Messenger RNA from Perkinsus marinus ATCC 50983, 2010 nucleotides. RefSeq names its product Bipolar kinesin KRP-130, putative. The transcript is spliced from 2 exons. Gene Ontology annotation, biological process: microtubule-based movement. Gene Ontology annotation, molecular function: ATP binding; microtubule motor activity; microtubule binding. Lineage: Eukaryota; Perkinsozoa; Perkinsida; Perkinsidae. Bases 1 to 2010 code for a protein of 669 amino acids. The record is from RefSeq and is a predicted model, not a curated record.